Messenger RNA from Bicyclus anynana (squinting bush brown), 3101 nucleotides. RefSeq lists its product as uncharacterized. The transcript has 7 exons. NCBI's taxonomy places the organism in Eukaryota, Metazoa, Arthropoda, Insecta, Lepidoptera, Nymphalidae. Bases 212 to 3082 code for a protein of 956 amino acids. The record is from RefSeq and is a predicted model, not a curated record.
ACGUUAUGGUUUUAUUUUGUAGGUGGGCGGCUAGUCUGUGAUAAACACUUAACAAAAUGUCGAUGUGUUUUUUGUUUGUGUCAAUAUCGAGUUCACAGGUGCAGGUUGUUUUGUUGAUUUCCUUAAGCUUACGCUAAGUUGAGAUCCAAAAUAUCUAAAUCCUUCUCGUUUUGAUACUUUAGUUUCUGUUUUACUUUCUUAAACAUUCGCGAUGGGACUAUUUAAGUGUUGUGUCGGUGGUUGUAAUGCAACCAGUGAGACACAAAAACUCUAUAGUUUUCCCAAGAACGAUAAUUUAAGAAGUUUGUGGCUAUCCUUCUUAGUGCCUACUAAUUCUCUUCUCAUUGGACUCUCUAAAGAUCAAUUGAUUAGAAAGCGUGUUUGUGAGAAACAUUUCGACAAACAGCAGUUUGACGAAGAAGGUAAAAGACUUCGGUAUUCGUAUCCGUGCUUACUUACGGAUGUCGAAAUAGCACACGGGGAACCACGUCCUUCCACUGGAGCUGUUCUAAACUCUUUGAACGAUCAUAAUUAUUACAAAGAGGAUAGUGAUGAGCACGAUGAUGUAACAGACGCUCUAUUGGUCAUUGGGAGAGCAGGUGAGAACUUUCAUGAACACUCAUAUUCUCAACCUGUCAUAUCUGGUACAACAAAUCAAAGAGCUGAAGUCUUAGAACAACAUUCUUGUUCUUAUAAUAAAGAAGUGGAAAGUCUUGCUACGUCUGUGCAGUCUCUCUCUCAGUCAACACGAAAGUUAAAAACUUUUCAAAAAAAGAAGAAGAGCCAACACAAUAUGCUAAUAAAAAAACUGGAAUCAAGUAAAAAGAAAUUUAUUGAACAAGUUACAGAAAUUUCAUCAGAAACUUUGGAUAAAACGUUCAAAGAAAGAAUUGAAAAAGCCACAUUGUAUGGAACAAAUAUAAGAUUAUUUAAAAAUUUUGAUUAUUUGAACAAACAAGCACAAAAGUUUUUAAUGAUGCAAUUACGAGUAUGUAGGCUAAAGAAACACGUGAGACGCUUUAGCUUGGAUGAAAAGCUAUUAUCUUUAACUUUAAUGAAGCAAAGUCCAAAAUCAUAUAAAUUGUUAGAAAAUAUAUUUAAUUUACCUACAAAGAGGACAUUAAAUCGUCUCUCAGAGAAGAUAGAAAUUGAACCAGGAUUGAACUUCAAAGUUUUUGAAUUCAUAAGAAAUAAAAUAAAAAAUUGGAAUACAGAUAAAAAACUAUGCACCAUUGUCUUUGAUGAAAUAUCGUUAACACCACAUCUUACAUAUAAUGAAAAAAGUGAUGAAAUUUAUGGUUUUGUGGAUGUAGCUGAAGAAAGGAAAAAAAGGUUUUGUGAUCAUGCAUUAGUUUUUAUGGUCAGAGGAAUAUGUUCACCGUGGAGACAAUGUAUAGCAUUUUAUUUUUGUGAAGGAACUGUAUCAGCAGCUGCGUUGCAAAAUAUAAUAAAGCAACUGGUCUCCCAAACAGUUCUGACUGGGCUCAUACCAAUAGCAUUGGUUUGUGACCAAGGAUCAACAUUUAGAACAGCUAUCAAAGCUUUCAGAGAAGACACUGUUAGAAAUCGAAAUAUUCAGAAUAUAAAAAAUGAUGGAACCAUAAACAUUGCUGGGCAGAAUUUGAGUGUCUUCUUUGAUCCGCCUCAUCUCCUUAAAGGAAUACGGAAUAACUUCCUCAACAAAAACAUUAUUUGGAAAGGAAAAAAAGCCACAUGGAAAGACAUUGAAUUUAUAUUUGAUGUGGACAGUAAAUUGGGACACACCAGAGCUUUGCCUAAAUUGACAGAGCAUCAUGUCAACCCUGACAAAAUUAAAAAAAUGAAAGUCAGUGUUGCAGCUCAAGCCUUAAGUGCCCGAACUGCUGCCAUGUUGAAAUAUACAAAUGCAGUUUCUAAUUUACACACUGGACACUCUAGCACCAUGGAAACAACAGCUGAAGUCGUUGCAUUUAUUGAUAAGCUUUUUGACAGUGUCAAUUGUAAACCUGGUUGUGCAAAAAAAGGAAAAUUACGAAAGGCAGUAAAGAAUAAUUCUAAACAUCACUCAUUUUGGACAGAAGCCAUAGAGAUAAUUAAAGAAUUAAAAUUUGAGGACAGUAGCAGUAAAAUUGCUGUUAAAGCAGGAAGGCCUCGACUUGUGCGUGUUCCAUCCUUAGAAGGUUGGAUAACAACCUUAGAAAGUUUCAUUAGAAUAUCUAAGUUAUUGUUUGAAAAAUAUAGCAUCGAAUAUUUUUACCCAAGGUUUAUUAACCAGGACCCACUGGAAAAUUUUUUUGGUAGGAUAAGGUCUCUGAAUUAUAGGAAUAUAAACCCAGAUGCAAAUACAUUUCUGCAUGCAUUUAAAUCAUUGGUAUUAACCAAUUUGUUGAGUCCUCACUCAAAAUUUGCCAACUGUGAAGUGGAUGAUGGCGAUUCAUUGCUAGAUGUAAAUUUUUUAUUUGAAAGUUCUUCUAAUGAUAAAGAAAACCGUUUUAAAAUGCCAUCCACUUCACAACAGCAACAACAACAGAUACUAGACCAUAACAGUCCAAGUGGGUCUUUAAAAGACGAAAUUAUACUGGAAAAAAUAAAAGUUCAGUGCUCAGCCUAUACGGCUGGGUUCUUAUGCCGUAAAUUAACUAAAAAAAAUCAAUGUAAGAGCUGCCUAAAAACAUAUACAAGCAGCUCUACAAAUGAAAAUAUUUAUGCUUAUAUAAAAUUUAGAGAAUACGAAAUGCUCAAAAAUGAUAAUUUAGCAUAUCCUAGUGAAAACUUUAUUAUGAUGUACAGGGAUGGAAGUAAUUUAAUACAUAAAUAUUUAAAUAAAAAUGCUUGUGAAAAAAAUAUUGGGAAAAAUUUAAAGAAAAUGCUAAAUAAAAGUUUGAGGUUUUCCUGGUUGGGGUGCUGUUCUUCACACACAGAAAUAUUAAAAAGUGUAUUUUUUAAUAGUAUAAUAAGAUUACAUGUCCACAAUUGGUGCAAUAUUAUAAAUAAAAUUUUGAAAGGGGAUAUCAAACAAAAAUAUGUGUCCAAAAUGGCUGAUAUACAUAAAUCUGCCUACGAAAAAUAUAAAAAGCUCGUACUCCGAAAUAAAAGCGUUUAAAAAUAAAUUUGUUUGAUUU